UUCUCGAAUUCAAGCAGGAAUCUAAACAAUCUUUCAUAAUUUAACCAUCAGAAAUGCGGCUCAUGCUGCUUUGUUAUUUUAUAUUCGUAUCCUUAGUCAAUGUUUAUGGGUUUAAGAUGACAAUGGACACGGAAAUGUACUUGGAGGCUCACAAAAUUUACUGCGGUCAACUAGUGUGUGUACAGGAUACUGAAAGUCACGUCACGUCUAUUGCCAACAUGUCUAUUUAUAGCAUCCGUGAGCGAAGUGGAAAGGUCAUCAUCGCUCAUCUUUCAGAGCAAGGUUUACAAAAGGACAAGGACAGUCCGUACAAGGCAGCUGGACAGAUGACCCAAACCACAGCUAAACUUACUGUGUCGGUGGAGGGGACGUCUGGGUGUGGUCUCGGCGCCUUCCUCUGCCAGUUGUAUUUUGUUGACCCCCACGGGCGUGCAGACGUGAGAGAAGUUUUUGUUUUCCCGCCACCGACAGCAGACGAGUCUAGUCCGGACCUGAAGUUUUCCUUACAGCUGGAAGUCCCGUGGUCAAACAAGCCCCUUGCUUUCAGAAAUAAAGGGAAAAGUUUGGAGACAAGUUGCGAUAAAAUGUCCAAGGAUUCUUCGGAGAUUAUGUCAGAGGUUACACGUUUCAACGAAUCAGAACAGGGACAACUAAUAUCCAGAAACGCUGAAAUUACAUUAGAUACUUUACAAAUUUUGGAAUCUAAUUUAACGCAGGAGAUAGAAAUAAAAUUUCAACAACUCAAUCUAAAUCUAACAAACACUUUUUCUCAGUUAGGCAAAGAAAUCGGAAACCUGCGUAAAGAUCUAGGUACCACCAAACACCAUGAGAUUCAACUAGAAGCACUUAAAAAUAUCGAAGGAAAUUUAACGAAACAAAUUGAAAAUAAAUUUAGAACGAUUGAAGAAAUAUUUGAAACCAAAUUUAAAACCAUGCACGAUAAGUUCGAUGAGAUCAUUAAAAAUUUAACGGACAAAUCUCCCCAGUUUGGCGCAAAGAUUGGCGAAGAACGUACAGACAACUUGACAUCAUCAAAAGACAACAAACAAGACCUAUGUGACGCAAUGGAGGAAACAAACCUUACCAAUGCGUUGUGUUUUCGUAUCCAGAGCCUUGCAGACAAGUGUAGUAAAAAAAAUAAUGUCGAGGCGAUUAACAACACUAUUACUGUAGAGAUGAAGUGCGAAAAAGGACAUAUGUCAUCUAGUUUGCCACAACGAAUUGUGUUGACUCACUCUAAAGAUCAGAAAAUAUUAUGUGAUACGUACACUGACGGCGGAGGAUGGAUCGUUAUGGUGCGACGUAUUAUAGGUGAUGUCAACUUCACCAGAAACUGGGAGGAAUAUAAGUGGGGAUUUGGUUCUUUUGAUGGCGACUUUUGGCUGGGAAAUGAGUUGGUUGCAAACAUAACCUCAGAGGGUAACUUUGAGUUGAGAGCUGAUAUGCGCUACAAAGAGAAAUCUUACUACGCCGUCUACGAUAGUUUUAAAGUAGAGAGUGAAGCGGAUGGAUACAGAUUGAGGAUAGGGAACUACAGGGGCGAUGCUGGGGACUCGCUGACAUACCACAAAGACAAAGUGUUUUCUACUUUUGACGGGGAUCCAAGCCAAAGUGCUUGUGCCAUCGGUUAUAAAGGCGGUUGGUGGUACUAUGGUUGCCACCUUUCCCACCCCACAGGUGUGUGGAAAGCUAAAGCUUACAGUGGACUGACCUGGUAUCAUGUCACUGGGUGGGAAGAUUCUGUGGACGAAAUAGAAAUGAAGUUUAGAAGGAAAUAACAUAUAUGUCAUACCAAACUGUUAAUUAACGUUUAGAUAAAACGCCUGCAUUUUAUUUAUUUCAAAUAUGUUACUUAAAUGUUAUAUAAACCCU
Molecule: messenger RNA, 1872 nt
Organism: Physella acuta
Lineage: Eukaryota; Metazoa; Mollusca; Gastropoda; Physidae
Product: angiopoietin-related protein 1-like
Source: RefSeq, a predicted model, not a curated record